Molecule: messenger RNA, 3285 nt
Organism: Hypanus sabinus (Atlantic stingray)
Lineage: Eukaryota; Metazoa; Chordata; Chondrichthyes; Myliobatiformes; Dasyatidae
Gene: slitrk3a
Product: SLIT and NTRK-like family, member 3a
Exons: 1
Coding region: 82-2895 (937 amino acids)
Biological process (GO): axonogenesis; regulation of presynapse assembly; positive regulation of synapse assembly
Cellular component (GO): GABA-ergic synapse; postsynaptic density membrane
Molecular function (GO): protein binding
Source: RefSeq, a predicted model, not a curated record
UAUUGCUUUAUUGGUAUUUCUAUAAGUGUAUAAUAUGUGUAGAGCUCUUUCAUAGGAGUUAGUGGGAGGUAUGAAAACUGUAUGUUUUGCCAUUCUUUCUAUAUUGGCAAGGUUGUGUCCAAAUUGCUAGGGCGCACACGUUUGUUCACGGGAAUUUUAAAGUCUAAUCCAUUUUCUACGUGUCUUCUGUAUGCAGUCUUUACAUCUCGAGGAGGUCCCAUACGGCAAUCGCAAGAGCUGCUGUACCUCCAGCUACACAGAAAAAAAAUAAGGAUGUUCUGGAUAACCCUUUUAAGCACAAUAACUUUAGGAUGGAGUACGACGAUUCCACUGAUGGAGGACUCCAAAGAGUUUAACGAACCUUGCAUGGAGCCAUGUUACUGCGAGGAAAAGGAGAGUUUUUUACAUAUACACUGUGAAAGUAAAGGUUUUACAAACAUUAGUCAGAUUUCUGAGUCAUGGAAAAGACCAUUUAAACUCUACCUGCAAAGGAACUCUAUGAGGAAACUCUAUGCUAACAGUUUUCUUUUUCUAACCAACGCAGUUUCGAUUAACCUUGGAAACAAUGCUUUGCAGGACAUUCAGGCAGGUGCCUUUAAUGGCAUGAAACUUCUAAAACGUUUAUACUUGCAUGAAAACAAGCUGGAGGUUUUCAGAAAUGAUACCUUCUUGGGUUUGGAGAGCUUGGAAUAUCUACAGGCCGAUUAUAACGUGCUCAAACGGAUAGAUGGAGGUGCAUUUAGGAACUUCAAUAAGCUGAAGGUGUUGAUUAUCAAUGACAACUUGAUACCGCUGCUUCCUUUCAAUCUCUUUAGGAUGGUUUCAUUAACGCACAUAGAUCUGCGUGGUAACCGGUUGAAGACGCUGUCUUACAUUGGGACGCUGGAAUAUAUUGGCAGAAGCCUAAUGGAGAUUCAACUGGAGGAGAACCCUUGGAACUGUACCUGUGAUAUUAUGCCAUUAAAGACCUGGUUAGAAAGUAUACCGUAUACUGUCCUAGUAGGUGAAAUCACUUGCGAGACUCCAUUCCAUCUCCAUGGCAAGGACCUGAGAGAAAUCAGAAGCAGUGAAUUGUGUCCACUUUCUAACGUGGAAGUGGAAGUCAGCUUGGGGGUUCCACAACUUGCUUCCAAUAACGACAAUGCGUGGCCUACCAAACCUUCCUCCAUGUCUUUAUCUGUUACUUAUACAGCUUCUUCAGCUGAAUAUAAGGCAUCGGGUAAAUUACCAAAAUCAACAAAGACCCCGAAGACUUUAAAAGCACAGCCAACUCUACGCAGCUUUCAUUCAGGUCAAAAUCAACCCAUUAUUGCGGGCUACCAGACCAGACCACCAAUCCCUAUCAUUUGUCCCGCUAAAUGCUCUUGCAGUCUGCAUAUAAACGAUUUGGGUUUAACCGUACAGUGCAAAGCUAAAGGGAUUGAAAACAUGUCUGAACUCAUACCAAGGCCGUUGAAUGCUAGGAAGUUGUAUUUAACCGGAAACUUAAUUCAAAAAAUCUAUAGGUCAGAUUUUUGGAACUUCUCCAGUUUAGAUCUACUACAUCUGGGAAGCAAUGGUAUUUCCUACAUACAAGACGGUGCUUUCAUGAAUCUUCCAAAUUUAAAAAUCCUUUACCUGAACAACAACACCAUCGAACGCCUCACUCCAGGCAUGUUCAGAGGGCUACAAAGUUUGCAAUACCUAUAUUUUGAAUACAACGUUAUACGAGAAAUCCAGCCAGCGGCUUUUAGCCUGACGCCUAAUCUCCAACUAUUGUUUCUGAACAAUAAUCGCCUGCGGACUCUUCCAAACGAUGCUUUCACGGGCACUUCCCUGGCUCGGCUCAGUCUAAAGAGCAACCACUUUUUGUACCUACCAGUGAGCGGAGUGCUCGAACACUUGGACUCCAUUGUGCAGAUUGAUCUGAACAACAAUCCCUGGGAUUGUUCCUGCGACCUAAUGGCACUGAAACAGUGGGUGGAAAAGAUCAGCACGGUUAUAAUGGUUGGCGAUGUGCUCUGUAAGACGCCAGAGUUCCUGAGCGGGCAGGAUCUGAAGAAGGUGGACUCUGAGAUAUUAUGUCCCGAGUUAAAACAUGCCGCCGCUUCUCCAGCUCUGCCUGGCUCGGGUGCGAAUGGUAACGUAAUUUCCACAGCGACGGGGUUUGGAUUCUCUUCACAAGGUGGCGCCAUUCCCCUUUCAGUCCUUAUUCUGAGCCUCCUGAUUAUUUUCAUUUCCGCCGUAUUUAUUGCAGCUGGACUCUUCGCUUUUGUGCUCAGGAGGCGCAAGAAAUCGCCCUUUAGCAGAAGGCAGGACGUGGAUUUGACUGGUAUGCAAAUGCAGUGCAGGAUCUUCGAGGACAGAACUGCCAACUCACCCGAGAAAGCAGCCAGCCAUGUCUAUGACUACAUUCCCCAUCCUGUCACUCAGAUGUGCAACAACCCUAUCUAUAAACCACGUGAGGGAGAGAUUGAGGAGGAAUUCUCAGAGACUCAGGAAAACAACGCAAAUUACAAAGCCCUGGAGAAGGACAAGGAAUGGAAAAUGUCACUGUCCAAUAGCAACCUUAACACUAUAGUUACAAUCAACCAGACGAACGAUUUUGCCAGUUUUCCAGAAAAUGGGGUGAUUUAUCCCAGCGUUCUGGAAAGAGAAAGGCCAGCUCACACCGUUGGUUUUGUAGACUGCCUCUAUGGCACUGUGCCCAAGUUAAAAGAGCUGCAUGUCCACCCCCCUGGCAUGCAAUACCCUGAUUUACAGCAAGAUGCCAGGUUUAAAGAAACGAUUCUGUUUGGCUCCUCUGGCCGGGGAUAUCCUGACCAAACCCAAAGCGAAUACCUCGAGUUAAGGGCCAAACUUCAAACUAAACCAGACUACCUCGAAGUCCUAGAGAAGUCGACGUAUCGAUUUUAAUCACUACAUCAACAGAAAUUGAACCCAAACAUCGCAUGUUUAGAAGGUAAAGGGAAAUAAUUCACCACCCCCUCAUUAGGUUGCUUUGGACGAAAGGCCAUAUUCAAAUCAUAUUCAAUGAAGUGCCUUUGCAGACUUUAGCCAGCAAUGAUAUCAGUCAUAUUUUUUUAUGGAAACGAAAUCUGACUGUGCCGUCUAUAAUAGUUUCGAGGCCUGGUUAUCGAUCGCCAUAUAAAUAACCCCAUUCAUUACUGGCAGAAACUUUGUUCACUUUAUUUGGUAGGAAAUAAUGGCUCCUCUUUCUCUCUUGCUCUCUCGUCUAAGUAAACGCCGAGGGCAUAUUCUGUAAAACAUUUGACUGCAGUCUUGCUGCAUGUGUGAAACUGCCGG